AUGUCAUUUACAAGUCGAUCUCAGAACAACAUCACUGUUGGAUUGCAAUACUUGGGAGUACUGGAACUUGUGUUGUUUUCCAUUCCAAUUACAGUGCCAUGCUGUGUGUUUCUCUUCAUUAAUGGGACCAUGUUGUUCACUUUGAGGAGUAAAUCUGUGUUUAGAGAGACCUCCCGUUACAUUCUUCUAUAUAACUUACUUUUUGCAGACACUGUACAGAUGGCACUAGCCCAGUUAAUGUAUCUUCUGUCUGCUUGUAGAGUAUGGCUGACUUAUCCUGUAUGUGGUGUUCUUGCCAUGUUUACUGUGCUCACAAAUGAUAUCUCUCCUCUCACACUGGGCUUGAUGUCUUUGGAGAGAUAUGUAGCUGUGUGCUACCCACUGAGGCACGCUACCAUCAUCACCAUCAGAAACACAGGGGUGGCCAUCAUUGUAGUUUGGGCAUUCAGUUCACUAAAUGUUCUCAUUCAAGUUAUUUUGCUGUUAGAUUUUCCAUUUGAAGAACUGGAGAGCCUGCAGAUGAAAGACCGUUGCUCUGACAUAGCUAUGUUUCUUGGUCCGAUGUCUGAUCAUUAUGACAAAGCCUACACUUCUUUCCUGUUUCUAUCAGCUGGUGUGACAAUAACUUGCUCCUUUAUCGGAGUGAUGAUAGCAGCCAGGUCGGCCUCCACAGACAAAGCUUCAGCCCAUAAGACUCGUAACACACUGCUGCUGCAUCUGGUGCAGCUGGGCCUCAGUCUCCUGUCAACUAUAAAUGACCCAUUGAUUAUUGCCAUCUCAAAAAACCUAGACAGAGUAUCAAUUUUGCGUAUCCAGAUUAUGCUUUAUGUGUGUAUUAUCCUUCUCCCAAGAUGUCUGAGUGCUCUAAUCUAUGGCAUCAGAGACCAGACCAUCAGACCCAUCCUCAUGUACCAUCUGUGCUGUCGAUUGAAACUGCCAAGACUGGGGUCUCAGCCUAGGUGA
This is a messenger RNA of Scomber japonicus (chub mackerel), 963 nucleotides long. RefSeq names its product odorant receptor 131-2-like. NCBI's taxonomy places the organism in Eukaryota, Metazoa, Chordata, Actinopteri, Scombriformes, Scombridae. Gene Ontology annotation, cellular component: membrane. The coding region runs from base 1 to 963 and encodes 320 amino acids. Gene Ontology annotation, biological process: G protein-coupled receptor signaling pathway. Gene Ontology annotation, molecular function: G protein-coupled receptor activity. The transcript has a single exon. The record is from RefSeq and is a predicted model, not a curated record.